Molecule: messenger RNA, 1311 nt
Organism: Meyerozyma guilliermondii ATCC 6260
Lineage: Eukaryota; Fungi; Ascomycota; Pichiomycetes; Serinales; Debaryomycetaceae
Product: phosphoinositide 5-phosphatase
Exons: 1
Coding region: 1-1311 (436 amino acids)
Biological process (GO): phosphatidylinositol dephosphorylation
Molecular function (GO): phosphatidylinositol-4,5-bisphosphate 5-phosphatase activity
Source: RefSeq, a predicted model, not a curated record
AUGUUUCAUGAAUCCAGUAACCAAUUCCUAGCCUCCAUGUCAAUUCCCAUCUACUUAUUCACCUUCAACGCCGGUAAAAGAAGAGCCAACGACGAGUUGGGUCGCCGGCUAGUUUCCACUUUUCCCCAAGAACCAGCGUCUAUUUUUGUAUUUGGACUCGAAGAAAUGGGAACGAUUAUAGAGGGAGCCUACGGUCCGCUGUCCCGAGCGUGUCUCCGUGAGUAUAAUGAUUUGUUUCUCGACGCCCUCAAUGGCUUCUAUGGAGAGGACAUAGCCAGAUUCCAUACAGUGGGAAUGGUUAGUGUUGGCGCCAUUGGUUUGGUUGCGAUAACUCCAUACCCUCUGAAGUACACGCAGGUUCGUGAAGCUAAAAGUGGUUGCGGUUACGGCUACUCUUCCAUGAAGGGAGCUGUUGGGCUUCGAGUCAAGUAUAUACCCCAGGGUGCAACUCAAGGCAAAGAAACAAGCGUGGAAAUGUCGUUUGUCAAUGCCCAUUUAAGUGCAUUUGAGGGGGAUUAUUACUACCAGAAACGAAACCAAAACCUCAAUUUUCUCAUGAGAAGUCUUGAUUUCGGUGACGGGUAUGGGUUUGUAAAGCCUGGAUCGCACAGCUUCUUCAUGGGAGAUCUCAAUUACAGAACCACCAAAAAGUUUUCCCCGGACUCAGAAGUUAGCAAAAAAUUGCAUUGCUUACAGGACCAGUCCCAGGCAACAAAAGACCUUCCUCGUAAGUUCCUUGCCCAAUAUGACGAGCUUACGUUGGGAAUGAAAGCUGGUGACAUGCUCAAUGGGUUCAGCGAAGGUGAGAUCAACUUCAACCCAACAUACAAAUUUGUGUAUCCUACUGCCAUCUACAGCACAAAGAGAUCGCCUUCAUGGUGUGAUCGUAUCCUCUACCAGUCCACAUACCGUGCACCCAUGACAUCCAAACUCAUUCGAGGCUCGAAAGAAAAGGUAUUACUUGCUCCAGUAAUCCACAACUACAAUAGUCUUGAUGUUUUACUUUCGGAUCACCAACCUGUCUACUUGAACAUUACAGUUCCGUUCCAUCCUCCAGAACCUAUAGUAAACGCAUCCGGAUUUCUUCAAAUUCUACCCAGUGACAGAGAAUCUGAAAGUUCGCUCAGCGGACCAACUCUGGUUUAUAUGCGACCCACUGCAUUGGAUCGGCUUAUUCAACGACUUGUUCGUCCUACUGUCGAUACCACAAUUGCUGCAACUUUGGCUGGAACUACACAACCGCGGGGCCGUUUGGCGGUGCUUGGAAUACUUUUGGUGAUGUUUGGCUUGUACUUGAUGAAGCGAGGCUAA